ACCCUAGAAGCUUUGGAGGUUUUGGCCAUGGCGAAGAGAAAAGAGAAGAAAGUCAACGUCUACGGCAAGACGAAGCACUCCCUCGACGCCAACCGCAGCAAUGGGGGGCGUGAUAAGGGCAAUCGUUCCGCCGCCACCGUUCGCCGUCUCAAGAUGUAUAAAGAUCGACCGAAGAGAGAUCGAAAGGGGAGGAUAUUGAAGCAAGACUUACAGUCGAAGGAGCUUCCUAAUACUCGGAUCGAGCCUGAUCGCCGCUGGUUCGGUAAUACACGGGUUGUAAACCAGAAAGAGCUUCAGUUCUUCCGAGAGGAACUGCAGAAGAAACUCUCUAGUAACUACAGUGUCAUUUUAAGAGAGAGAAAACUUCCCCUUUCUCUUCUAAAUGAUCAUCUGGAGAAAGCAAAAGUACAUCUUCUAGGUAACGAGCCUUUCCAAGAUGCAUUUGGACCGAAGAUGAAAAGGAAGCGUCCAAAACUUCUGGCAUGUCAUUAUGAGUCGUUAAUUAAGAAAGCUGAUGGUUCUCAGGAUGCCUUUGAGGAAACACUUUCUACCAAGCCUUCUGGAGAUGGAAAUGAAGAAUAUGGCUUUAGAGAUUUGGCAAGGCAUACUAUGUUCGGUAAGGGGCAGAGCAGGCGUAUUUGGGGUGAACUUUUCAAAGUUGUGGACUCUUCUGAUGUAGUUGUCCAGGUGCUAGAUGCUAGGGAUCCACAAGGGACAAGAUGCCGCCAUUUAGAAAAGCAUCUGAAGGAGCACUGCAAGCACAAAUACAUGGUUCUUUUAAUGAAUAAGUGUGAUUUGGUUCCUGCAUGGUCUACAAAAGGAUGGUUGCGUCUGCUAUCUAUGGAAUAUCCUACCCUAGCUUUUAAUGCAAGCAACAAUAGAUCUUUUGGCAAGGGAUCACUUCUUGCAGUGCUGAGGCAGUUUUCUCGCUUAAAGAGUGACAAGCAAGCUGUAUCUGUAGGAUUUGUUGGGUAUCCCAAUGUCGGAAAGUCAUCUGUCAUAAAUGCCCUACGCAUGGAGAACGUCUGCAAAGUGGCUCCUAUUCCUGGGGAGACCAAGGUGUGGCAAUACGUUACUCUUUCCAAACGGAUUUUUCUGAUAGACUGCCCCGGAGUUGUUUACCAAAAUAAAGACUCGGAAACAGAUAUUGUCCUCAAGGGUGUGGUGCGUGUUGAGAAAUUGGAAGAUGCUUCAGAACACAUAGCGGAAGUCCUUAGGCGUGUAAAGCGGGAGCAUUUGCUGAGAGCGUAUAAGAUAAAUGAUUGGGGGGAUGGAGAAGACUUUCUUCUGCAGUUGUGCAGACAGACAGGGAAGCUAUUAAAGGGAGGUGAGCCUGAUCUGAUGACCGCUGCCAAGAUGGUUCUUCAUGAUUGGCAACGAGGUAAGAUACCCUUCUUUGUGCCGCCACCUAAGCAAGAAGAUGACAGCGUACACAAGAAAACUGUAUCUUCGGCCAUGUGUGAGAAACCCAUAAUCAGCACGGAUCCUGAAGCAGAAGCUAUAAAGGCAAUUGCCGGUAUUAUUUCAUGUCAACAAGUAAUGCAUGUUCCUGCACGAGAGGACUUCUUUAGUGAUGUUGGCGAGCCUGAAAUUUUGGAUGCUGAAUGAAUUGUUUCUUACCUUUGUGGUCUAGUUCCUGUAGAAUGUACAAAGAAGAGUGAUAGUUUGAGAAAAUGGGUUUUCCUUUGA
Asparagus officinalis (garden asparagus) is the source of this 1689-nucleotide messenger RNA. Its product is annotated as nuclear/nucleolar GTPase 2-like. The record is from RefSeq and is a predicted model, not a curated record. Lineage: Eukaryota; Viridiplantae; Streptophyta; Magnoliopsida; Asparagales; Asparagaceae. Gene Ontology annotation, molecular function: GTP binding. Gene Ontology annotation, cellular component: nucleolus.